Molecule: messenger RNA, 3872 nt
Organism: Aedes albopictus (Asian tiger mosquito)
Lineage: Eukaryota; Metazoa; Arthropoda; Insecta; Diptera; Culicidae
Exons: 10
Coding region: 725-3247 (840 amino acids)
Molecular function (GO): protein binding
Source: RefSeq, a predicted model, not a curated record
GGGUAUCGUACAAUUGAUUGAGCGUGGGGUCGGGUGGUCGGUGACCGCGGGGAUAGAUGACUGGCUGACUGGGUACUCCAAGCGAUAUAUGUUGUGUCUGGUCGUAGUUGGUGCCCAUUAUCAGCGCAAUAGAGUUUAUUGGCGAACGGACGGUCGGUGGCGUCUUUUGGCAACAUAUAGCGAGUUCAGUUCGUGAGGAACCGUGAAAGCGAUCGGAACGAUUUGUUUUUCCUCCCCGUCCGAUGUGAGUUUGGCGCGAUUGGCGAGGAGUGCUGGCUGCCGCGUUGCGAUGAGUGCGGAAGAAAUUAUGUGCAAACUGCGAAGGACUUUGUGGAUUAGUUGAAGGCAGGAAUUUUACCUUCAGGUGUUUUUGUGUGUUUCGUUUGAAAUUCGAUGGUAAUGGGAAAAUUGGAUACCGUGAGGGCAUACGUAUAUGCUGGAUGUGUAUAAUUAGAGGGUGUGCAAUCGAAUGAACGUUGUGAUCGGAGGAAGGUUUAUAUUGGAUUUUCCUAGGAAGUUGGAGACGGAUAUACGAGUGCAAAUGUGACGAAUAUCCGGUCGUUAAAUGGAUUUUCUGUGACUGUGAACGAAGCGAAGAACAAGAGAGCUAAAGUAGUUUUGUUGUCGACGAUCGGAUUAGGUGAUGUAAAGCUGUUGUGUACAUGAGUUCUGCAAUGAAAGGCUGGUAUUAAUAGACGAUAACAAUAAAUAACCAUCCGACGCAAUGGAAAAUUCGCCACUCAAAAGCAGCCGCAAGGUGCGGUUCUCCCUUCCAGACAACAACAUUCCAGCCAUGCCGACAAAUGCCGCUCAACAAAAGCAACGCAUUUCCCAUGGAACUCUUCAGUAUGUGAACGGAACUCUAGUCAGCCAAGCUUCCGUCCCCGCUGGCAUGAACCUCCAGAGCUCUUGUCAAGAGCUCAACCGUCUACAAAGCCAGCAGGCGCAACUCCGGCAAGCCAAAACUAAAGAAUCCAGUACGAAAAUUGUUCUCCAUUUGCGUCCAUCAACUGGAGUGGACAGAUACGAAAACAUGGAAAUUGCCCCGGUGGUAAAAACACCGGCAGCUACGUUAGAUAAGACGCCUCGGAAAGUACAAAAAAGUGGUAUACCCCGGCUGGAAACAAGAGCAUUUAAAACACUUCCUCAAAUAAAUCAGAAAUUCCCCAGCUCGGAGGACGUGAACAACAACACGACUGCCACUCGGGACACCUGCCAUAGACACAAAUCCAGCGAAGACUUGGGCUUCGGUAAGGGCACCGACGCCAACAACAAUGUCCAACAAGUCAAAAAGCAAACCGUUAUACUUCGUAACAUUUCUGGCGUAAGUGCCAUCACUGGACCAAAAUCCCUAUCCACGCGAACCAGAUCAUCCAAAUCUCUCGUGAAGCCCAGCUCCGUUCGAGCCGGGAAAACUCUGAUCUCGUCCCAUCUGCAGCAGCACGACAGCAACAUUACCAUCAAAGUGCAGGAAAGUUCUCCGGCUCGACGUGGUCUGCUGGGUGACCCCACCGAUCCAGAGGGAAAUCGAACCGCCCGUUCGGCCGCCCCCACGGACUCGAGUGGUCCCCCUUCCAAUGGCGCCGGUUCAGCAAAUGCCAACACGAGGCCAAAGUCCCAGUAUGCCAAAUGUAACUUCCUAACGGUGCCAGAGUUCAGCGAUCGGUACGAAGGCAUGGAAACGGUUGUUUCCACUUCCGCUGCCGCUAGCGACGACGAAGAAGAGGAAGAGGAUUUGGAAGGAGGGGAAGGACUGAACCAGCCAGGGGAAAAUCGAAUCGGCGGGGGUGGCGUGGAAGCCGUUGAAACGGUGAAAAAUGGAAACGGUCGAGGUGUGAAGCGGAACGGAGCCGCAGCAGGAGGUGGAGAAAGCGAACCGAAAGUUCCCGCCAAACCGUUAGACGACGCGGGCUUCAAGUGCAUCCAAGACACCAACCUGGGGCGGGAUAAAAACUCGCUCCAGUUUUGGGACUUUGUCGAACGUUGGCGGGCGAACAGGGCGCUAAAAAAGCUCGACAGCAGCUCCACCAGCAACGGGCUCCACUCGUCGUCGCCCCUCGGCAGCAAUGGCAAUAAUGGAAACGGCGGACCGAAUGGCAACUCCGCCGGUGGCGGCGAUCCAUCGUCAGUGUCGAUUGGCGGUUCGGGCAGAUCGGACGCGAAAAGCCCAACGCUCAGUUCCCGGAUCCGAGCGCUCAGGAUGAGCAUGGAGCAGGUCCCUACGGUGACAACACUGCUGCGGGCGUCUCGCGACGCCAACGAGUACCUCCUCAAAGAGGUCUUCCGGGACAUUCUGGAGAAUGGCAUCUCGUGGGAAAACCUCAACUCAACAGAUCGAAGCGGAAGGACGGCCAUUUCGUACAUCUGCUCGACGAAUCUGACAAACUUUCUGGAACUGUUCCUGCAGCUGCCGGGUAUCGACGUGAACAAACCGGACAACGAGGGCAACACACCGCUGCACUUUGCAGCCCAAGCUGGUCUUUCUGACGUUGUCAACAUGCUCAUCACCAAGUGCCGAAGUUUGGUAAUAGAUCCAAAGAAUAAUCUCGGUUUCACCCCACUGAUGAAGGCUGCCCUCCAAGGAAGGACACGAUGUGCCAAGUUGCUGCUAUUUGCUGGGGCAUCUCCGGUCGAGACGGACACCGGCAGGGGCUUCCGGGCUGAGCAGUGGGCCCGGUUCUGCGGAAGACACACGUGCGCCGAAACGAUAGAACAGUGCGCCCGGGCACGGCUGCUGGAUAAGUCUGCCCCGUGUGGAAAGUGGUCACACGAUAUAGUGCUUCCCGGAGACAAAAGUGUACUGAAAGCGACCAGAAGCAGCAGCAUCGCCGGACAGACAGCCAAUCCUAAUGGACUCCGCUCCAAGUUCCGCAAAGUAUUCCCCUUCAAUUUUUCCUCAAAAGACAAACAAGUGGCCAAGGAGGUGGACGAAAACUACACCAAGGAUCUGGUAAACUAUCUCAAAUCGGCCACAAUCUGCGUAAGCGGGCCCGCCUUGUCUGCCAAUAGAAAAAUCAUCCAGAGCCUUAUCCGACCACUAGAAGUGCCAAAACUAGAAGUGACCUACGCCAACAAUAAUGCGCUGAUCAAAAAGUACGAAGCUGCAGACUACUCCUCCGGCUGCGGCGGCGGCAGUGGAGGCAGCAGCGACGACAACCGGCAGGACACAACCUCGGACGAAUCGAUGGACAGCAGCAGUCGGCAAGCUUCGCCAAUUCCGGCACCACGAAGCAAAGUGAAGAACUAGCUGGCACGCCGCGCCGGCCGCACAUGCACUCGAUUACUACUAGUAGCACGCACGCGCGCGCGAAACUGAUUUGCGUAGCUCGAAGCGGCGAAGAUCUACAAAGUCUUUUGUUUAAACAUAGGUGUAGUUUAAGUGGAGUAAAUGCAUAUGUAAGGUUCAAUGUUCGUAACCGUUUAGUAUACUCUGUACCAAAAAGUGCAUUGUUGGAAAAAAAGUAAGUAAACAUUACGCAUAAAUUCCUAUCUCAAGUAAUUUCAUCAGAGAUCUGAUAGAAGCCAUUUGUGUGUUAACUUCCCAAUUCGAUAACCUAGAUGAAUACAAGCUAUGAGAAAAACUAUUCAAAUUUUUAACUAAUUAUAUACAAACAUUUUGUGCUACUGAUAGACUGCGCUAGGGAGAACAUAUUUUUACUGCUUAUCGAAGACUAUUUACUACAACUUUUCAGAAAAUUUCUUCUUACUAGGUUUGUACCAUUGCUUUUCACUGUAGGCUAUCGAAGAAUUCUCGUUAGGAUUAGUGCUCGAACAACAACGUGAACACAUGGACUUUCUCUACUCCCAUACUACGAUGUAUGUGUACGCUGUUCAAACUUAGGCACUGUAAAAUAUAUGAUUGCCUAUAUUAA